AUAGAAAAAAAAAAAAAGACGAUUGGUUUUGUCUUUGGAGGGGUUGUUGUUUUAAGAUCUCUUUCUUUCCUUCUCCCCCAAAACAACCCCUCUUUUCAUCAAAAUAAAUAAACAAUUCGAUUUUUUUAGAAUUUUCUUUUGAAAGUAUUGGAUAUGGCAACUACAGGAAACAAGAAUAUCAAUGCGAAAUUGGUUCUUCUCGGAGAUGUGGGAGCUGGAAAGUCUAGCCUAGUUUUGCGUUUUGUAAAAGGCCAGUUUGUAGAUUUUCAGGAAUCUACCAUAGGUGCUGCCUUUUUCUCACAAACAUUGGCUGUCAAUGAUGUGACCGUGAAGUUUGAGAUUUGGGAUACGGCAGGGCAGGAGAGGUAUCAUAGUUUGGCUCCCAUGUAUUAUAGAGGAGCAGCAGCUGCCGUAAUUGUUUAUGAUAUAACAAAUAUGGCCUCAUUCACUCGGGCAAAGAAAUGGAUUCAAGAACUUCAUGCGCAAGGUAAUUCAAACAUGGUUAUGGCACUUGCUGGGAACAAAGCUGAUUUGUUGGAUGAGAGGAAGGUGACAACAGAGGCAACACAAAUGUAUGCUCAUGAUAAUGGCCUUCUCUUCAAGGAAACGUCUGCAAAGACUGCAAUCAAUGUCAAUGACAUGUUCUACGAAAUUGCGAAGAGGCUGCCUCAAGUUCAACCUGCGCAAAACCCUCAAGGAAUGGUUCUGACGGGUAGACCAGCGGAGAGGACAAUGAAUGCAUCUUGUUGCUCUUAAAAGCUUUCAUGGGAUUCUUCUACUCAGCCGACUUGUAUUUAUCACAUUCACCUCAGUCUCUUCAUCCUAGCUACAGGGGUGGGUCCAUCUCCUAGCUUCAAGGUGGGCCAGCCCUGUUCGUCUGAUAUUCAACUGAUUUUCAACUGUUUAUUCUUUCGUCAGAAGCUGUAAAUGAAUUUUACACAGGUGUUUUGGUGUAAAUCUCCCACGAGUUGGAAUGCUUUCCUGUU
Molecule: messenger RNA, 986 nt
Organism: Magnolia sinica
Lineage: Eukaryota; Viridiplantae; Streptophyta; Magnoliopsida; Magnoliales; Magnoliaceae
Product: ras-related protein RABF2a-like
Exons: 7
Coding region: 154-756 (200 amino acids)
Molecular function (GO): GTP binding; GTPase activity
Source: RefSeq, a predicted model, not a curated record